This is a messenger RNA of Engraulis encrasicolus (European anchovy), 3296 nucleotides long. It is a transcript of the gene tmem182a, whose product is annotated as transmembrane protein 182a. The transcript is spliced from 5 exons. Bases 423 to 1184 code for a protein of 253 amino acids. Gene Ontology annotation, cellular component: membrane. Lineage: Eukaryota; Metazoa; Chordata; Actinopteri; Clupeiformes; Engraulidae. The record is from RefSeq and is a predicted model, not a curated record.
GCCAUAGCCCCUCACUCUGCCCUGUCACUGGAGCUCCAGAUAUUGCAGGCGGACUGAAGAGGAGCUACAGAGAGAGAAAGAGAAAGAGAGAGACAGAGAGAGAGAGAGAGAGGGAGAGAGUGAGUGAAAGAGGGGAAGAGGGGAGAGAGAGAGGAAAGGGAAAUCAAAAGGACAAACCACCAAACUGACAUGUGAGGAGACACUUCCGACAAAAGUCACACAGCAGCAGCAGCAGCAGCAGGACAGAAGUGUGUUGUGGGGGAAGAGAGGAGAGAACGUGAGCAAAGGCCGACACUUAGGAAAGUUUGAUUUGCUGCCUGGGGGGGAAAGCGAAGAGUGGGUUGAUCAAUUUCAGACUUUUAAUCUCACUCACUUAACGCAAGGAAUAUACAAGCGAAUAUCUGCUAAAACAGGCGACCAAAAUGGGUUGUACCAUGAAGUUGAGUGUGGCGCUCUUCUUCGCCAGUCUUUUUGGCGCGCUGGCCACGCUGUUCAUCGUGCUGUCCUUUGGCACCGAUUACUGGCUGGUGGCCUUCGAGACGUGCCCCGAUCCGGACAGCCAUCAUGGAUUACUACCGGUGGAUUACCAGGAGGGAGACAUGAUGGUGAACCAGGACAUGUCGGACCCCACCGUCUUCUACCACGAGGGCUUCUUCUGGCUCUGCUCCUUCACCGGCCGCCUCGAACCGUCGGAGGGAGAAAACUUACUCAAGUUCUGGUUCACCAACCAGCCCCACAGUAAGGAGUGCAAACAUGCCUACCUGUUCCCUUACCCAGUGUCUGAGGCCACGCACAAUGCCACCACCGUUGACUCCGCCAUCAUCUACAGGGGCUUCUGGAGCGUGUUUAUGCUGGUGGGUGUGCUGGCGGCCAUCUUGGCUGGAUUCCUCAUCAUCUGUGCGGCUCCGUUCGCUAGCCACUGUCUCUACAAGGCUGGAGGAGGACUCUACUUCAUAGCAGCUCUAUUUCUGCUGGCUGUCAUUGUCAUGUUUGUCAUCUGGAAAGAGGCGCUGGAGUUUGUGCCGCUCUACUUGGAUCACCAGAGAGACAAGUGUCCGCUCUUUGAGAUGAACAUGGACUACGGCAUUUCCUUCAUGUUCGCCCCUGUGGGGAUUUUCUUCUGCCUGCUGGCCGGCCUGCUCUUCUUUGCCAUCGGACGCACUGUGCAGAGGAGGGGCGUUUAAGUGGCCUGCAGGGGUCACUGAUGUGCGGACACAGCCACACUACACCACAUGACUACACAAGCGUUGCUUCAUGGAUUGUCUAUUUUUUUUCGGAAGGCGGCUUUGUACUUUUCACAUAUUUUUUUUUACAUGUGUUUCCUCAGAUGACUUCGAUUUUGAGAGCAGUGGGUGCUGAUGCAGUGCUGCUCAGAACUGUAAUCUGUGCUUCUCAACAGGUGCAGCUGUGGUGAGCAUGUGAUAUUGCCAGACCCUGGACAUCAUCAGCAUAAGUUCAUAUGGUAAAGGUCCUGCCACAUGUUUGUUUCAGCCAAUUAGCUCACAAUUCUCAUCAUUUACGUCACACAAGUUCCGUUUUGAAAAGAAGCAGGUGGAAAAGACAGACACGUAAAUUUAUGUUGAUGCCAUCAGGUGCUACUUACAGUUACUUCCUUUCCGAAACGUGGUCAUACACUUAGACAUCAAGAGAGAUGUUUAAUUUCAGGAAGGGUCUAAUCAUUUUUUCUUCAACUAUGUACCUGCUUCGAAUGCAUUGAAUUGAAGGUGUCUGACAUCAUGUGAAAAAGGCCCCUUUAAGCUGGCAGCUAAGUUCAGCUAAUUAACCCCUUAGCACAGAGCCUAUGUUAUAACCUUACUAUCACCAAAAUUGUAAUGGCUAUGUCUUAAUUUAUUGCUCAACACUCUCGGAAAUGUCAUAGCAAUGUUGCUAUAAUGUAGCUGAGUAUUUUCAGCAAAUACUGAAUAGGCCUGCUGGCGACUCCAUCUGCACUAAAGGGCUACUGAGAUCAUCUAUAGGCCUAAUAAAGGGUCAGACUUUUACUUUUUCAAUACAGUUUUUGUCUGCAUCACCUCCGAUGUUCUGUUUAAGAAAGCAGUCACAAUUCAGCGUCACUGCACUCCUUGGCAACAUGGUAAGCUGAGGAUGUUUGGAGCUGCCCUCUAGAUGAGAUCAUAAGCACUGUUGUUGCCUCUGCAGAUUACUAGCAAUCCAUACAUGUGAGGCGUGUGCCUAUUUGAGUGUAAGGAGUGGAGUGUGGUGUUUCGAGUGUAUGGUUGUUUUGAACGGGCUAGCGUGGUUUGGGAUCACACAAUGUGUUUAUACUCUAUUUUUUGGGGUGAAUGCUAACACACAAAAUACACAAAGAGUGUUUGUCACAAACUUUGCAGUGUUAAUUCAUCACAGAAUCGAUUUUAAAAGGCUACUCUUUUAGUUAGUCCAGCUCUGUGGGUGUUGAAUUAACACUGUCAAAUGUACUGUGAGCAUAGUCGAUGGCUGAUGACAGUGUGAAAACACAGACCAUUGAAGAGCUUUGCCGUUUUUGUUAUCACGCUGUAUUAUAGCAUUUUUUUCUGCAUGUAUUGAUUAGAUGCACAAGACACUGGACAGCUGUUUGUCUUUAAAGACACUAAAUAUACAGAUCAUUUUGUAUGUAGGCCCUAUGUAUGUAUGUAUGUAUGUAUGUAUGUAUGUAUGUAUGUAUGUAUGUAUGUAUGUAUGUAUGUAUGUAUGUAUGUACGUACAGUAUGUAUGUAUGUAUGUAUGUAUGUAUGUAUGUAUGUAUGUAUGUAUGUAUGUAUGUAUGUAUGUAUGUAUGUAUGUAUGUAUGUAUGUAGAGGUAUGUAUGUAUGUAAUGUAUGUAAUGUAUGUAUGUUUUUUUGUUGCCAAAAAUCACUGAUAAUCUUUGAGGUGUAGGAUUCAAUAAAUUAGAGGAGAAUAUUAAUAACACUUAUUUACAGCACAUGACAUUCAACUUCCAUUAGAAAUCCAGAACUUGAACUGUUUAACAUCUAUGACUGGUUAUAUAUGAUGACAUUUGCUUUGUAAAUAAUUAUUUGAUAUAAUUAUUUACAGUACAUAUUGGAUAUAUUGAAAUACUAUUUAGACAAAUAAAACACAAAUAUAUGUAAAUCUUGCAUUUGUCACUGGGAAUGUAUGUAUGUACUGCUGUUUAAAGUAUGUCUGUCAGCUUCGAGGUAGCCAUUACAGAAAUUUAGCGUUGCUACUUUUAGCAACUGCCUCCAACGUCGAGCGUAUACAGCCAAGACAGCUGAAAGACAAGUUGCUGGCAGGUGCUGAUUGUAAACUAGAGUGGACAUGUCACACACACACACACA